This is a messenger RNA of Hyaloperonospora brassicae, 1380 nucleotides long. NCBI's taxonomy places the organism in Eukaryota, Oomycota, Peronosporomycetes, Peronosporales, Peronosporaceae. The record is from the annotation of a GenBank genome assembly.
AUGCGCCUCCACUCGCUCAAACUCCUGAUCGCUGCUGCGAUCGCUCUGCGUACCGUGAGCUCUUCGAAGGAAUACGGCUUCAAGAUGGCUCAAAUCGACCGCCCGACUGCUGGUCCUUCUCACGCCGAUAACCGCACUGCCAUUCACGACGAUCGGCUGCCACAAGCAAACAGCGCCACGGAUAGCGAAGAGCGGGCGCCAGGACCAAGCAAACCCGUCUUUUUGUUUGGAGUGGAGUUGAAGGAGACGACACCGCUGUUUCUAGAGAACGCUCUUACCCGCCAAGUUGGAAGCGCGCGGGCACACAUAAGACCAAACCCAGUUGGUGAUCGCCCUGUGUCGAGCCCUUCUGAAGUGACGAAAGCGCGUGUUGGCUCGCACGAUGAGACGAUGACAGCGGUUGCACCGAAGGAUCUGGAGGAAAAAGAAUUUGCUGAAAUCUUCAGCCUUUAUCCAGCGUCUCCUACGAUGCUUCGCCCUGAUGCAAUGGGGCGUCUAACGAAGGCUGUCAAAGCGUGGAACCGAAUCCAUACGAAAAGUAAAACUGUGCCGGAUGUGCUUAAGCAUAUCUUUAAAGGCAUAGCCAAUCUCGCGCCUGUUUUGGCAAAGGCUAAGAUGGAUGGACCCAGCUCCGCUGAAUUUGCACGGUUGCAGAGAGCAUUACUGAAGCCAUAUAUCAAGGAAGAGCUUGAUCCAAGCGCUGUUUUUGGCAAGCUUGAAUUGCAAGAGAGAAGCCUGACGCUCGAGAAUUUGGACACGUUCGACGCGUACCUUGAACUGUAUAACUUGCGUAUCGCCAAAAGUCCGAAAAGCACGAAUAAGAUGGAUCUUAUGGCGUAUCUUCGCUAUCAGUUUGGCGACGAUGAACUCAUACGGAAGGUAGCGGACGGUAGAAAGCAUACAGAAUACCCCGACACGAUACCGGCACGUCUUGUGAAGACAUUGGAAGGCGAAACAAACUCGAUCUAUGAUGUCGCCAGAAUAUUGUCUAAUGCUGGAAUCGAUGAUUCCACAGUGGCGAGUUUGGUGCUGAGUUCAAAAGAUAGCGAGUCCAAAUUCUCGCUAGCUAUAUCGACAUCUAAGCUUGCUAGCUUCAGUGGACACGAUCACACAAUCGUGCACUUGCAGAAGGGGCUGAUGGAACUCUUGGUGAGGAGCGGGAAAUCGCCCGACGAGAUUUAUGACUUGCUAAAGCUUUCCAACCAAGUGUCGAUGGGAGAGUUUUUACCUGUGGCGCGGGACGCAUUUGGUGCUUACGUUAAAGCAUUCAACAAACAACACCCUGAUUCUCUGCUUGACGCGGAUGUGUACCUCGCCCAAAAGUUGAGUGCUGCAGAAGCGCUCAAAGAACCAGCCCCAAAACGCCAAAGGACUGGAUGA